This is a messenger RNA of Fusarium musae, 1665 nucleotides long. RefSeq lists its product as uncharacterized. The record is from RefSeq and is a predicted model, not a curated record. The coding region runs from base 1 to 1665 and encodes 554 amino acids. NCBI's taxonomy places the organism in Eukaryota, Fungi, Ascomycota, Sordariomycetes, Hypocreales, Nectriaceae. The transcript has a single exon.
AUGUCAUCCAAGAUCGUCCCCGUCAUUCAACCGGUUCCUCUCCAGACAGGUCCACCAGAGUAUGAAGCUCUGCGGACAUCCAUCCUCGAGGAGUUCGGCAGCACUGUCCCAGACGAGUUCCGUCUUCCAAAAGGCCUCAUCGACAAUCCUCCCAAGAAUGUGACCGACAUCCCCAGAACCUGUGGUAUCUUGACCGAUCAAGAAAUCGAAAUCACAGAGAACUACGACGCUACAGCACUCGCAGCUGCAAUCGCUUCACGAAAAUUUAGAUCCGUUGCUGUCGUCACUGCCUUUGCGAAAAGAGCGAUCAUCGCUCAUCAGCUCACGUGCUGUUUAACGCAAUGGAUGUUCGAGAAGGCCGUUCUGGCUGCCACGCUUCUUGAUCAAUAUCAAGACAACACCGGAAUGACCUGCGGUCCUUUACACGGCGUUCCAAUCAGUGUCAAGGAACACAUGCCGGUUAGGGACCAAUGGUCAAAUGUUGGAUACUUGGCGACUCGAAAGCUUGACACAGAGAGUUGUCAGAUGGUUAAGAUUCUGGGGGAUGCAGGUGCAGUUCUGUACUGCAAGACAAACCAACCUCAGUCAAUCAUGCAUCUUGAGACAACAUCGCCUUGGGGAAGAACUCUAAAUCCCCAUAACAUCAAUCUAUCGGCUGGUGGGUCAACGGGUGGCGAGGCCGCUCUUAUCGCUCUUCGUGGUUCAGUCUUGGGAAUUGGUACAGAUAUUGGAGGAAGUGUUCGUGGACCAGCUGGCUUCUGUGGCAUCUACGGUCUCAAGACGACAUCUUAUGUGUUCCCGCAGAAAGACUUUUUACCAGGAGGUUUCGCCGCUGAAUUGAACGUCUUGUGUUCAGCAGGGCCAAUGUGUACCACUCUUCGAGAUGUUGAUCUCCUCAUGUCGGUCGUCUCUGGUACUCGCCCUUGGCUGAAAGACCCUCGACUCGUCCCUCUUCAUUGGACAGGAAGAUCGACUGAGAACAAGCCAUUGAAGGUUGGUCUCAUGAUCAAUGACGGGCUCAUCACACCCCAGCCUCCAGUAACAAGGGCACUUGAGUGGGCAGCCCGGGAGCUACGAUCCAAAGGAUUCGAUGUCAAACCCUUCCAACCCUAUGGGAUGGCAGAAGCGAUGAAUGGUAUUCGCCGUGCAUACUGGCCAGAUGGAGGCAAAACAGUCAAAGCGUAUCUCGCCGCCACCAACGAACCCAUGAACACCUUGACUAAAUGGAUCAUCCAAGACGCUGAAGGUCCUGGACUCGAUGCCAAUGGCGUUCUCAAGCUCCGUGUAGAACGCGAUGAUUUUAGAUGUCGCUUCGCAGAGCACUGGGAAUCACAAGACGUGGACUUUGUCAUAUGCCCUGUCUUCGUUGGCCCAGCGUGUUCUCACGAGACAGCGCUUUACUGGAAUUACACCGCGCUCUGGAACUACGUUGACUACCCUGGUAUUGUGAUCCCAACGCCCAUAAAGGCUGGCGCAAAAGGAACUGAGAGCUAUCCGCCGAAUAGUACUCCUUUGAGUAAGGAAGAGGAACAGGUCCGGCAAUUCUGGGAGGAAGGCGAUUUUGAAGGGGCGCCUAUCAAUUUGCAGGUGGUUGCGAGGAAAUAUUAUGAUAACGAUCUCUUUGCGGCGGUGACGGAGAUUGACAAGGUCAUCAACAAGCAAUAA